Morone saxatilis (striped sea-bass) is the source of this 2386-nucleotide messenger RNA. It is a transcript of the gene avpi1, whose product is annotated as arginine vasopressin induced 1. The coding region runs from base 236 to 847 and encodes 203 amino acids. NCBI's taxonomy places the organism in Eukaryota, Metazoa, Chordata, Actinopteri, Moronidae. The transcript has 3 exons. The record is from RefSeq and is a predicted model, not a curated record.
GCCUGGUGAAACCCCAGCAUGAACUGGACUGUGGGGCAAGUUGUGCGAUCAAUGCAUCGUAUUUUAUCACGAAUAUUUGACUUAAACUUCCUUUUUUUUUUAAGCGAGUCGAUAGUAUAAACAAAGGCUUGGUUUUGCAAGAGCGCUGCAGCAGUGAGCCUGUACACAGUUUGUUGUGUAAACAGUAGGCACCGAUGGUGGGGGAGGUAAUGGAGGAACCUGUGACGUUUGGUUAAUGAGUAGAGAACAGUGUAUGCCACCUUUUCCCGUCUUUCUCCGGAUGGAUACCGGACCCGCCCCCGCUCCUGCCUCCAUGGUGGUGGGCCCUUCCACGCUGUGGCGGCUGGCCGAGAGGAGGAGCAGGAAGACCGGCUCGGCGAACAUUUUCAGCAACGUGAAUCUGUGGCAGCUCCAGAGACUGUUCAGAGCAGCAGGGGACCAGGAUGCAGAGCAGAGGGCCCAGCUGGUUUGGGGCCAUGGAGAUGAGGCUGAACUGGCUCAGGCAUUGAUAGGACUGAGGGCCCGAACUCACAGGAGAGGGUUGAGGACUAACGGACGGGAAGUGCUGGGCUCACACUGGCUACGAGCCUUCAAUCACCUCAGGAUCGGGGAGAGCUCGACGAACAGCCAGGGGAAGGACCCCGGAGAGGACAGUGAUCCUGAGGCAGGAGCACACAGCAGUCCAGAGCCACACCGACAGUCUUCCGUAGGGACAACAGGAAGAGGUAAAGCGGUCACUGAAAGCCAGGGCCCUGCAGGGACUUCUGAGAGACCAGUUAGAACCAGCUCAGGAUUGAGAAGAGGAGAGAACAACCCGGAGAGAUACCUCCACAGAAUACUGCACUGACUUGACCAAAUCCUCUGAGACACAAAAACUGACUCUUUAGUCUGUACCUCUGAGAGUCUACCAGCAGUUAACAGUCCGCACAGCCUGCUGGUCUCUCCUGAAUACCGCUACAAUGAGUUCAGAAUCUGAAGCUCGGUUGAAUUAACUUGACUAACACAUUUCCAGUUACACAGGAAACUGUACUGCAGGUGGAAAGAAUAGAAUAGUUUCUCAUAAUGCCAUAAUGUCUGCCCUUUUAACGGCACUGAUCACAUGGCAGAAUAAUGGCACUGCAUUGUUAGACACAUGUCCACCUGAGUAAUAACAGCGGCACAAACCUCUGACUGGCUCCUGGAAUCCCACAACUUUAUAAAAUAGUUGCCUCUCAUGUACUGCCUUAUAUGUUCUCCUAAAUUCAUCCCACCACCCCCACUAUCCAUACAUACUGAUAAUUCUAGACAGUGAUGUGACUUCAAAUAGUUUUAUAGUUCAGUGGUGUGAAAAGGUGAGUAAAGGUUAGUAACUAUGAACUUAUUUAACUGAUCACUGUACUGCAAUAAGUUAGGAUUUUGACCUAGUAUUUAUUAGGCUGAGAGUACUGAUAUUAUAAUGUGUGGUUGCACUAUGGAUGUUACAGCUGUUAUAUCCACUAUCCAAGUACAGAUAUGUGUUUUUAAAAAAAAGGUAGAAUUACUGGUUCAAUGUCUUUACUCAAGUAAAAGUGGAAAACUACAGACUCUGAAAUGUAAUCAACGUAUAAAAGUAAAAAGUACUCUCAUGGAUUCUCUGAAGGACAUUUCUACCGGUUGUUUCUGUGCAAAGCUCACUGAAACUUCAAAUAGGGUCUUCCUCUUUUUUUUCUUUUCUUCAUGAUCGUCAUGUUACAUCUGCCGUGUGUGAUAAGCUACGUCAAUGAUUCCCCUCAAAUGCAUUAAAACUAAAGCAAUGACUUGGUUUUUAAAAUGUAAGGAGUAGAAAGUAUUUGUACUUUGUUACUUCCCAACUCUGCCUGUACUACAGAAAGCCACAUAUGUGAGAUGAUGUACUGUAUGUAUAUUAGCUUGAACAUAUGUUAACUUCUUAAUUGUUGUAUUCACACUAAUUGAAGCGUUAAAACUGAGAUAAGCUUUACUCACCAUGUUUCUGGUCACGUGUGUGUGUGUGUGUUGUGUUAAACUGUAAACACUAUUAAUGGCUAUGUUAGGUGUCAUGAGAUGUAGAAACAUACACGCCACGGCACAUUUUAGAGACUCAAAUGAUUCUUAUUCACUGUGUUAUGCCAUGAAUGGAAGCCAGUCACUGGUUUGUAUUUACUGAAAGUGUCAGGCGGUCAACUCUGCCUAGAGACCAAAAAUAAUAAAUAAGAGCUGCAAAGCCAACAACCCUCACUGUGCAGGGAAAGACUUGAAACACAAAUUAAAAUGUUCAUGGUAACAGUGUUUAAACCUGCUGUGCCUAUGAAAGUCUUGUAUCACCAACCUUAUCACAUUGCUGGAAGCUUGAUGCUUUUUGAUACUGUUUGAUUUUUAGAUUUGUGGUAAUAAAUAAGUGAGUCUUUGA